ACGUGCUAUGGUCUUAAAGUAUCUUAUCGUGUGAUACGUGGGUAAUCAAGUCUUUUGAAAAGAAAAUUACUUUAAACAAAGGAAGGCGUAAAUCAUAACAGGAAGAUGAUUACACAUGAAGCUACUCGUUAUUAUAUACUUCUCGUAGCAGUAAUUUGGACGUUGUUUCCUCAGGGUUACCGAAGUGUUGCCGUUGAAGCAUCUUAUACUGAAAAGGGUCCUUCCAGCGUGACACAAUGCGUUCUUCUCAAUAAAGCAGUAGAAAUACGACAAAGCUGGAAUCCGGAAAAGAGCAGAAAGAACGAGCUCGUUAACAUAACAGGCGUGUCACAGGAAUCAGCUGAAUAUGUAAAUAAUAUCAUCACGUGUAAAUGGAAAAGAAAUCUUGUAACCAGUGUUUAUGAUACCACUUUUAAUAUAUUAACCAACAAGUACUACUUGGUGUUAGCUAAAGGCCCAACUGAUAACCAGGGAAAUCUGAAAUACCAUGGAAAACAGCGUGGAUUUUCCAGUGAUCGCGUGAACCUGAGUUCCAUCAGUUUGGUUCUUAGUGAUAACUCCGUAGAUGUUUUGAUUUCGAUGCAUGGUGAGAUUUGUGAUUGUCACAUUUAA
Molecule: messenger RNA, 612 nt
Organism: Limulus polyphemus (Atlantic horseshoe crab)
Lineage: Eukaryota; Metazoa; Arthropoda; Merostomata; Xiphosura; Limulidae
Exons: 5
Coding region: 106-612 (168 amino acids)
Source: RefSeq, a predicted model, not a curated record